AACGAGUGAGUUUGCGACGAGAUGUUGCAUGCCGCUCAAAUAGCCUAUGGCCUUAUGUGCCUGGUGCGAAACGUAUCAUUUUCGCAGACUGGCGUCUUUUUUCUUGCUCUUAUCCUCGCCGCAUGGGCACUCCGCGGCAUAUACCGCGUCUACUUUCACCCGCUCGCUGGCUUCCCCGGCCCAAGGCUCGGAGCAUUCACUCGGUUGCCUCGCAAUAUCGCAGUUUGGAGGGGUUGUCUACACAAAUAUGUCCAGGCGCUGCACGUACAAUAUGGCGACGUGGUACGCGUAGGCCCUAACGAGCUAAGUUUUCUUCACCCAGAUUCCUGGCGUGACAUCUACGGCCAUGGCCAUGGCCAAGGUAAGGGCAGUAGUGGCUCGGUGCCUCCAAAAGACUGGCUCUGGGGUGGCCUUAUCGCCCCCAACGGCGUUGCAUCUAUACUAGAGGAGCAGAACCCCGAGGAUCACUUGCGCGUGCGACGAAUCUUUGAGCCCGCCUUCUCUGAUCGCGCACUAAAGGAACAGGAGCCGCUGUUUAUGAAGUAUGUGGACCAGUUAGUACAAAACCUGAGGGGCGAACUACGCGAGCAACCAGAGAAGCGUUUUGAUAUGGUGAGGAACUACAACUUUGCCUCAUUUGAUAUCAUGGGCGACUUGACGUUUGGAGAGCCAUUGCACAUGCUGGACGAGUCUAAGUACAACCCUUGGGUGUCUCUCAUUUUCGACUCUAUCAGAGUCACGUGCAGGUUCAAUCUUAUAAAACAAUACCCAUGGCUUUCUCGCAUCGUCACAGCCAAUCUUCCUGAGAGUGUGCGCAGGACGAGGCAGAAGCACUUUCAGUACAGCGUUGAUCGAGUCUCGAAGCGUAUCGAACGCGGCAGGACAACUGAGGGCCGUGAUUUGUGGGAUCAUGCACUGAAGCAGAACAAGGAUAAGCAGUUGUCCCGCUCGCAAAUGGACUCAAACGCGACUGCUUUCAUGGUUGCGGGGACCGAAACUACAGCCACGCUACUCUCGGGUGUAACAUAUCUUCUUCUGAAGAACCCAGCUACAUUUGAGAAGCUUAACAUUGAGAUUCGCGGCGCCUUUGCAGACUCAAGCGAUAUGUCCAUGGAGGCUUUGGCUACACUGCCGUACCUUACUGCCUGCUUAAAGGAAGCGCUGCGUCUCUAUCCCCCAAUACCAGUUGGUUUGCCACACUUCACGCCUGCAAACGGCUCCACAAUCUGCGGGCAAUUCGUCCCGCCAAAUACCAUUGUCGGUACCCCACAGUACUCUAUGAACAGAGACCCGCAGAAUUUUCGAGAGCCGAACGCCUUCGUGCCUGAGCGUUGGCUAGGCGACGACAAGUUCGCAAAUGAUCGGAGACAUGCGAUGCAACCAUUCUCCGUAGGAACCAGAAACUGCCUGGGCAAGAACAUGGCCUACCACGAGAUGCGACUCAUCCUCUCAAAGGUGGUUUACAAUUUCGACAUGCUGCUCUGUGCGGAGAGCGAGCAGUGGACAGAUCAGAGGGUGUUCACGCUGUGGGAGAAGAGGCCGCUGAUGGUGAAGUUGAGGGACACGAGGGCUUGA
Messenger RNA from Boeremia exigua, 1575 nucleotides. Its product is annotated as cytochrome P450. The transcript has 5 exons. Lineage: Eukaryota; Fungi; Ascomycota; Dothideomycetes; Pleosporales; Didymellaceae. Gene Ontology annotation, molecular function: heme binding; oxidoreductase activity, acting on paired donors, with incorporation or reduction of molecular oxygen; iron ion binding. The record is from RefSeq and is a predicted model, not a curated record. Bases 22 to 1575 code for a protein of 517 amino acids.